AUGUCUUCGGGAGGAGCCCAUCAUAAUAACUCUGGGGGAGGAUCAUCGCAUGCCAACUCAGGACAUUCCGGAUGCCAUGGCGGACCCAUUGAAAAAUUGCCUUCGCUGUUUAUCGAGAGACCCAAGAUGCCUAGAGCCACGUGGGACGCCCUGCGGAAUCAUAUCUUGAGAGAAAGACAGAGGAAGAAACAGGAACAAGACAAAACCCAAGAGGUCCUCUAUGAGGAUGAUCGACGUCGUAUCAAAGACGUAAGCCAACCUCAGAUGUAUCUCCAACCAAGCGCGAGGCCCAGUCCCAACCAGCAAUACAUGAAACCCCAUCCUCACAUGCUUCUCGCGCAAGGAACGCCUUCGUCACAACAACAGCAAGUGUCGAAUUAUCAGAAACGAGCUCGUUCACCCUCUCCACCUCGAGCUGGAAUCUCAUCGGCCUAUUACCGCACCCCUAUUACUGUGGCCACUCAGGGAGGACCUGCCAAAUUCAAUUCAGCCGUGGCCUCGGCGAUGUAUGGCAAUCAUGCCAAUUUUCAAAUGUAUCCCAGUAUUUCCAGGGAGGAGGCUGAUCGAAACAAGCACCCUUAUCUAUCUCAGACCACGGCAUCGCGGGUCAGUUACACCAAUGUGGUGCCCAGAAAUGCGCCGAUGAACUUGGGGGUAUCUCACGGUGUGGCACCCCAAUCGGCCGAUAAUUUCCGCGGUUCAAUCAUGGCCGGUUAUCCUCGCUCGACAGCGUUGAGGUACCCUAAUGCUUCAACCACUACUUCGGUGGGAGUGCUGCAUGGCGUGCCAAGAUUGGCCAAUGUUCCCCCGCAAACAGGACCGCCUCAAGGUGGGCCACCUCCUCAGGGCAUGCCAAGACUAUACCAGCGAGAAGUGUGA
This is a messenger RNA of Tigriopus californicus, 879 nucleotides long. RefSeq lists its product as uncharacterized. Bases 1 to 879 code for a protein of 292 amino acids. NCBI's taxonomy places the organism in Eukaryota, Metazoa, Arthropoda, Copepoda, Harpacticoida, Harpacticidae. The transcript has 3 exons. The record is from RefSeq and is a predicted model, not a curated record.